Molecule: messenger RNA, 2228 nt
Organism: Epinephelus moara (kelp grouper)
Lineage: Eukaryota; Metazoa; Chordata; Actinopteri; Perciformes; Serranidae
Gene: mbnl3
Product: muscleblind-like splicing regulator 3
Exons: 8
Coding region: 1068-2102 (344 amino acids)
Molecular function (GO): metal ion binding
Source: RefSeq, a predicted model, not a curated record
GCAAAUUUAGUUGCAGCAAACAUUUCAGCUGCCAGCAGCCACCGCUUCUUUCUUUCCCUCACUCCGCGGCCGUAACACGUUUUUUUCUACUUGCUUCGGUUUUAUUAUUCCCAGCUAGCGACAACGCGCUUUUAUUUCUUCCUCUGCUUUCACUUACAGCCUGUACUGACUGUAUAUCAGCGUCUGUGUGGAAAAUAACCAUCAGAUAAACAUUUUAACCGACGUUAAUUCAGGAGGAGAGGACGUCUGAAUCCGUCUGGACUACACACAGCGAGACAGCAAGCAAGGACAUGCAGAAGAGAGGUCAGUGAGGAGGAUGACAACAGAAGAAUAGAUGACGGCGAAGGAGGGAUGAGAAAGAGACUGAAAUAAGAGGAGGAAGUGGAACUCCAAAGUGCCUACUGCGAGGGGUCGUCUGCUGCUGUUUAGCUGCUGGAUGAGAGCAGGACGGGGCUCAAUGUGUGUUUGGCCUUGAAUGGAGGCUAUAUUUUAUCCUGACAGCCACAGAGUCAUCCAUCCCACGUUGCUGAGCUGCAGUCCCCACAUACUGAGCUGAGCCUCCACCUCAUCUCAUCACUGCGAGAACGCCAUUCCUAUAAGGUUUUGAAAUCUUCUCUCUCAGGCCGUUCAAACACAACUACAGCGACUGCCCCAGCCUCGGCCAUGUUGACGUGAAUGUAACCGUGACUUAUGGUGGGCGUCAGACGAUUCAGGUGAAGGCACAGACUCUCAGUGACACAUGCCAGAGUGAUGUCCUCAGAGUAGCUUCUGUUUUUUCUUUUUUUUUUUCUCUCUGCGAGACAGAGCUGGCCUCUGCUCACAGUCUACUCCCUCUAUCUCAAACUUCAGCUGCCACUUUUCCCAGGAAGAACUAAUAAACAACCCCAAAAAUACACCAACCGAAAGGACCUGCUGCCUAUUAGGAAAAACUGAAAAUAUUUUUGCUUCUGUUUCUGUUUCGCUGGGGAUUUUUUUUUUCUUGCAUCACUAUUAGUCACCCUUGCUCUCACCGGACAGUUUUCCGUCCAUCUGCCCUCGCCACCGCUCAGUGCUUGUGAGCGACUCUGAUGGCUGUCAGCAUGACCAUGGGACGGGACACCAAAUGGCUGACCCUGGAAGUGUGUCGUGAGUUUCAGAGAGGCACCUGCUCGCGGUCUGAUGCCGAGUGCAAGUUUGCUCACCCCUCCCGGAGCUGCCAUGUGGAGAAUGGCCGAGUCAUCGCCUGCUUUGACUCGCUCAAGGGGCGCUGCACCCGUGAGAACUGUAAAUACCUGCAUCCACCGCCGCACCUGAAAACCCAGCUGGAGAUUAACGGGAGGAACAACCUGAUCCAGCAGAAGGCCGCCGCGGCCAUGUUGGCUCAACAGAUGCAGUUCAUGCUGCCCGGAGCACAGUUGCAGCCCAUAACAACAUUCCCAGUGACGCCCUCCCUGGCAACGAGUCCCAGUAUGGCGUUCAGUCCAUAUCUAAGCCACAUGGGCCCAGGCAUGGGCUUGAUGCCUGAGCUGCUGCCCAGUACUCCCCUGCUGGUCCCUGGGAGUCCCACCGGCCUAGCAGCCAUGGGCAACGGCACCUCCGCACAAAAACAUGUGCGCACAGACAAGCUGGAGGUCUGUCGAGAAUUCCAGCGCGGUAACUGCACGCGGGGCGAGAGCGACUGCCGCUACGCUCACCCUCUGGAGGCCGGCAUGGUGGACUGCAGCGAAAACUCCGUCAUUGUGUGCAUGGACUACAUUAAGGGCCGCUGCAGCCGAGACAAGUGCAAGUACUUCCAUCCCCCGGCUCACCUGCAGGCCAGGAUCAAGGCUGCACAGCACCAAGCCAGUCACAACACAGCGUCCGCAGGCCUGGCUCUGGGUCCCGGUGCCAUGCAGCAGCUACCAAAGAGGCCAAUCUUAGAGAAGAGCAACGGAGCAGCUGCCGCCGUCUUUAACCCCAGCAUGUUCCACUACCAGCAAGCCCUGGCUAACAUGCAGCUCCAGCAGCCAGCCUUCAUCCCCACUGUUCCCAUGAUGCACGGUGCCACCACCUCCACUGUUUCGUCGGCUUCGACCCCAGUCACCAAUGUUCCUUUCGCUGAAUCUGCCGCCUCGAAUCAGUAGACCCGUCUGAGCUCCUGACCCCUGAUCCAGUGGAGCUCCAGUGCGUUCCCAUGGAAACCCAUUUCUGUCCCGUCCCCAAACUGCUGGUGGCGGCUCCAGUGGCGCUAAACUCAGUAAGCCUUUCCC